Messenger RNA from Oxyura jamaicensis (ruddy duck), 4651 nucleotides. RefSeq names its product testis development related protein (gene TDRP). The coding region runs from base 1191 to 1814 and encodes 207 amino acids. Gene Ontology annotation, biological process: spermatogenesis. Lineage: Eukaryota; Metazoa; Chordata; Aves; Anseriformes; Anatidae. The transcript has 4 exons. Gene Ontology annotation, cellular component: cytosol; nucleus. The record is from RefSeq and is a predicted model, not a curated record.
UUGGUGUUAUCUUCCGACACACAGCUCUGCCUUGUGCGCGUGCCACUGCUGUCAGCUCCUGCCUCACCCCGCAGGAGAGGCGCGUUGUGUGCCCACGAGCAGUAACACACGGACAUAUUUACAGACACACACAGCCCUAGCUCUCACACUUGGACAAGAAGGUUGCUUCUUUUUUAUUUUCAACUGUUUAUUGUGAAUUACAACUUUUAUCAAAGGUGGUGUUCCAGUUUGACAGUGCCUCUGAGCUGGCUCCCUACCCCCAUGAAGUGCUCGCUGUGGAAGUUGCUUCACACUUGUGAUUGCUCAUGCUCUGGCUUGCUGGAGGCUAUGUACCUUCACACUUCCAUCUUUUCUCCAUGCUCUAUCAUGUUUUUAAAAUCAUUCCUAAGGUGUUUGCAGAGCUGGAUGAAUGGAAGUGAGAGGUGUCCUUCCUCUGGAAGGUGUGAACAUGUUUGUUCUGGAGACGGGGUUGUUGCUUGUUGCAGCUGGUGGCUCUGCCAGCUCUGGAUGUCUGAAAUCACUUUUCCUCUUACCAUUUCACGGAGGCUUUUCUAUUCUUUUUGGUAAAAAUUUGGACAAAUGAGUUGAAAUAUUCACUAGCUCUUAACCCUAUGUCAAAGCAGAGACACCGUCACGUUAAGGAUGUGUUUGCGAACUCAUCCAAAAGAAUGAGAAGUGACAGUGUUAAUGAGAAAACUCUACAUUUUUUUGUGGCAUUUCCUGUUAAAACAUGGCCAAUGAUUCAGUGAUUUGCUUUUUAAAUUAAAAAAAAAAAAAUAAAAAAAUAGUAGUUUGAUUUAAUUUUAAAGUACUGCACAGAUGUGAACUUUGUCAUGUUUGGUAUCCCAUCUACAAUAAUACCUUCCUGUGUCAAAGACAGCUGGCUGGAAUCCAAAAGUUAAAUAACUUGGUGAGACCUCCGGGAAGCAAUAUACUCAUUUUGGAUGAUUAUAGGAGUUCCUGACUUUGUGUUCUGCCCCAACAAGUCAAGCUAUCCGUCUGCAGAUCACGAUUUCCAACGUAGAGUUACUGCUGAGCUGUAGUGUGACAGUCUUUGUGCUGCUUCUAGAAAUGCUCCUGAUCCCUUGUCCCUUGGAUAAUAUGAACUGUUGCCUAAUAUCAUUAAAAAAUCAUGCAUGGGAUCUGAAAGUGGUCCCUAAGAGAGAAAGCUGGUGGAUCUGGGUCCCUGCAUGACAAGAAAUAGCUGGUUCUCCUGCAGGCUGCCUCACCUCUGCCCGCUGCUGAAGAUGCAAAGUGACCGCAGUCAUGGAGCUGGGAGUUCUGUGUGUCUUGGCAUGUGUGCGUGCAGAGACCAGUUUCUUCAUGAUGAAGUUCCGUCUUCAGUAUCACAACUUGCAACAAAGGUUCAAGGCGCAAGUUUCCGGGGCUGGAAGGAAGUGACGUCUAUGUUCAAUAAAGAUGACGAACAGCAAUUGCUAGCAGGAUGCAAGUCACCAAAAUCCAAAGGAACAAACCUAAAAUUAAAGGAAGAGAUGAAGUCAGAAAAGAAGACAGGUUUUUGGGACAGUUUGGUGAUAAAGCAGAAUGUCCAAUCUAGGAAACCAGAUGAGAUUGAGGGAUGGGAACCGCCACAGAUUACUGCUGCUGACUCUGCCAGUGACGCAGCAACUACUUUAAGUGACUAUACAGCCUGGUCAGGCUGGGAAGAUGAAACCAAAGGCUCCACAAAAUACACAAACCUGGCCAGUUCAGGAAACAGCUCCAGGUGGAGUAUCAAAUCAGCUGGAAAGCUGGUUAGUAUUAGACGUCAGAGCAAAGGUAACCUUACUGACAACUGGGAAGAACUAGAUUGAUACCGGUAAUGUGAGUUACUUUAUAGAUAAGAAGAGAAAGGUUCCAUGAUUUACUCGUGUGUUUAAACCAAAAUCAAAUCUGCUCAAUAUUGCACCUUUAUACAGUACUUUGUUUUAUUCAGAUUGUUACAAAUUUUUGCUCACCUAAUAGUAAAUUUUCUUAUUACAUUGUUAAAUAGCUAUGUUUUCCACACUGAAAAAAGUAGAGAAUCUAUUUUGUGCCUAUAUUUCACAUUCAGACUGCAGUACGUUGGAUUGUUGGUUUUACCAAAAAAACAAGACGUAAUUCCUUUGUGAAUGUAUACACUGGUUGUAAAUUUGACUGCCUUAUGUAGGAACUUCCACUAGCUCGAGGUCCUUUUUUUUCCUGGUAUUUGAGGGUCACUCAAAAUGUUAGUUUUGAUGCUGUCCCUUUUUAAAUAAGAAUACUGAUCUGUAGCUUGCAGGAAGAAAGCUUAUACUUGGUGGACUGUUUUCCAAAUCUUCAGCCUCAGCAUACGCUUCAGCUUGUGCACACAAGAUGCUCAACUGUCACACUGUGCUGUACUGCAUAAGAAAUGGGAAAAUACUACUCUAAGGUAAUUCCUUCCAUUACAGGAACUUCACCAGUAGUCAGGUCAAAUGGGUCUUCCAGAGUUUUUUUUAUAGUGAAUGUUGUUUGACAAAGCUUACCGGUUUUUAAGAUGCGUGUCAUGCCAAAAAUAAAAAUGAUCGAAAAUUUGGAAAGCAGUAGUGGGUAGAGUAUAAGAUCUCGGUAUUCAGUAUCUGUAGUCCUGAAUCUAGGGAUGAGUUGCUUCUUAUGGAAGGGCAAAUGUGUUCAAUUUUACAGUGGCUGACCUCUGUUUUACAGUUUUUUCGUUUCCUACUGUCUGUUGCCCUUUCCCCGCCCCUCCCUCCAUAAGCAGUGACUGAACUGUACUCUGGCAUUUUGGGAUAACUGAGCCAUUACAGGUAUGUGCAUGCACACAACUCGUGAAGCGUUUAUAUAUAAAGCUCUGUCUUAUUAGCUACUGAUGCUUUUGGUUUUGGUAAACGGGGGCGAAGUGUUGACCUUGGGAUUUGACGUGUAUAUAGAAUACUAAAAGUGCCUCUUUCUAGCAUAUUCUCGCUCAUUAUUAGUGCAGGCGAUGUCAGAUCCAAAGUUGGUUUCCAUUUUAUUUAUAUGACUGACAAACGCUAUUUUACCAUUCAUGGAAGAAAAUAAGACCCAAAGUCCCACAACAACAUGAACAGUAAGCCUUUUCUCUCCUGAUUGUUAAUCUGGUGUAACCGAACUGAAAACUUAGCAGUAUGGCCAGUACAAUCAGAAGACCAAGUUACCCUUGGAGAGAAAAUCAACGUUUUUAGAAAGAAACAUAUACCUUUAUAUUUAAUGGAAAUCCUGUAAACAUAUUUUUGCAAGAAGCUUAUGCUUAUGAAAAGGGAUGCAUGCAGUUUUCUUCUAAGCUUGUACCUUGUUUCUGUUACUGCCACAUUAUUCCUUUCUUAGUGCUCUUUCUCCUCUCCUCCAAUUCAUGUGUAGUUUUCUGGCUUAUGGCUCCUGCAUAGCUGUUCUUUGGAAAUUCCUGUUGAGAUGUGCCUGGAGGGAAACAAGCAAAAUGGCUGUUUGUUUGUUUGUUUGUUUCCUGCUUAAUAGGACACUAAAAGAUAUUUUUCUAUACAAAAUUAAGGACAACGUUGGGCUACAAAACAGGAUCUUGUAACUUGUAAAUGUAUUUAUAAAAUUGGCAUUAUAUAUUAAAAAAAUACUAACAGAGGAGAAAGGGUUAGCAUUUAUACUGCAUCAUUUAGUCUGUGAGUAAACUCCAUAUUUGCCUUUGGCAAGUACAUAUGCUGAGGUUAAUUAUAGGAAAGAAUUAGGAUUCUUGGGUAAAGUAUGCUGCAUUUUAUAGUUUACGGAAUACCCUGUAAGGCAUGAGCUAGUAUUUAGUUUGGAUGUUGGUGCUGACAUAAAAGAACAGAAAAAGAUCUGCUGGCAGCCCUCGAUGUUUUGCUCUCAGAGGUGGGCUGAGAACUUUUCAUUUCCCUCCUGAAGAAACUGUUUCUACUGUGACCAGUAAAGGUUUGCCUUGCACAUUAUACUGUCAAGUGCCUGUUUCUCACCUUGAUGAUGUGUUUGAUGCACAGCUUAGCUGCAAAAUUUUUCAGUUUGUUUUUAAAUUUAUGACAAAGAACAUGCUCACAAAGCUGAAGUCUAGCAUAAAACAAAAUUGCAUCUAAGUGGGAAACUGAGAUAUGUAAAUGUAAGGUAUGAUUCUUAGCGAUGGAAGUUUUGGUGUGCUUUUUAAGUGAUACUUCCUCAGAAAUAAUCGUUCUAAGGAUGAACAUUAUUAAAUUUAAUAUAAUUUAUUGUUAUGCUUUGAUAAUGUAUUUGUCUUGAGAACUCACCGGCGUGAGCUUUUCUUCUCUUAUGUUUAUAAACUUGUCUGAAUUUUCAGAAUGGGGUCCCCUUUUCUUUUCCCUUCUUUAAAUGCUUAACUACAUUAUACAUUUAUGGGCUUAAACUAUACACGGCUCCAUAUGUGGAAUAAGUGUAGAAUAUGUCCCUUACUAUUUGUUUUGAAAUUGCAUUUCAGUCUCUGUGAAAUGGUUUAGAAGAAGAUAGCAUUAAGAUUGUAUAAUAAGAUUGCACAAAAUAAAAUAUAGUUUAUAUUGCUUUCUCGUAGCCAAUCUGCAUGAUUGUUGGCGUGGUUUUAACGGGAAUUAAAAGCUUUGUGUGGCUGUAACUAGUCACUUAACUCUCAGCAAAGUUUUCUGAGUAUUUUUAUUUAUUAGCAUCAUUUGCAAAAAGAAAAAUAGUAUUUUCCAUAUGAAUAAAGAUUUAGUUUGAACUGAAA